GAAGAGCCCCCGGGGCGGCGGGGUGGGCAGCGCCCGGAGCUGGGCUGGGGGUCACGGCGGAGAUGAGGCAGUCGCCGGCGGGGAGACGAGGCGCUGCGCGAGGAAGAGGACCCGGGAGAGCGAGCCCGCGGUCCGCACCUGCGUGUCCGGGAGGGGAACUUCUGAACACGUGCCCUUCUCGAUGAACCCACAGUGACCUCUUUGUUUUGCCUUCUCCCAGCUCAUGCAUUCUUCGAGUCUUGGUAACCAGAAUGUUUUGUCUGUUUGGGCUCCAAACGUUCAGUGGGACAGGAACCAAAGUCAAGUACCUCAUGACACGUCCAGACGAACCUGAGAAAAUUGUGAGCUGUUGACUGCACUGCCUCUCUGAAUCAGCUGGUACUUCUUUUUGUCUCUAGUUUUAAAAGCUCCCCAGAGGGGACUUCCCUGGUGGCACAGUGGUUAAGAAUCUGCCUGCCAAUGCAAGGGACACGGGUUCGAUCCCUGGUCUGGGAAGAUCCCACAUGCAGUGGAGCAACUAAGCCCGUGCGCCACAACUACUGAGCCUGUGCUCUGGAGCCCAUGAACCACAACUACUGAAGCCUGCGCGCCUAGAGCCCGUGCUCCACAACAAGAGAAGCUACCGCAGUGAGAAGCCCGCCCACCGCAACGAAGAGUAGCCCCCGCUCGCGCAACUAGAGAAACCCCAGGUGCAGCAACGAAGACCCAAACACAGCCAAAAAUAAAUAAAUUAAUAAAUUUAAAAAAAAAAAAAAAACUCCCCAGAGGCGACCUGAAAUCCAGAAUCUUCUCAAAAUAGGAUGGAGGAAAUUAUUCUGAAGUUCUCAUUAAACACAUUUAUCUCUCAGGCUUUGGAAGGAGCCAAAAUGCCAAAGGCAAGAAUUCCAGAGCACUGCCUACACUGUUUUGAUAUCCUGAUAAAUGUCUAACAAAUCCAGCAUGUGUCCUGUAGGCCUGACCAGUUGCUGGGCAAAGUUCCAGAACAGUGAGACAUCUUGGGAUUCAUCUGGUUUAGGAAAGACCUUUAACUACCAGGUGGUAGUGACCUCAGUGUUCUUUAAAUAGUCAAGUUUUGAGGUCUUUUCACUGGGGUCUGUUCUGAUGGCUGCCUCCCACCGGCGUGAAACAGAAGGAUGACCUCAAUCUGUGAGCAGGACAGCUGUGAAGGAAGGAGCCGCGUGUGUGAAAGUCUGUGGGAAGAGAGAGCCACCUACAAUGUCCCCACCAAACCAGUCAGUGAAAGGCCUUCUGCAGGGAGCUCCCAACAGAUCCCUGAAUGCCACAGAAACUCCAGGGCCUUGGGAUGCAGGGACCCUCCAAGCCCUCAAGAUUUCUCUUGCUGUGGUCCUUUCCAUCAUCACACUGGCCACAGUCCUUUCCAACGCCUUUGUGCUUACCACCAUCUUCCUGACCAGGAAGCUCCACACCCCAAUCAACUAUCUCAUUGGCUCCCUGGCCGUGACUGACCGCUUAGUUUCCAUCUUGGUCAUGCCCAUCAGCAUCGCAUAUACCACCACCCACACCUGGAGCUUUGGCCAACUCCUGUGUGACAUCUGGCUGUCUUCUGACGUCACGUGCUGCACAGCCUCCAUCCUGCAUCUCUGUGUCAUUGCUCUGGACAGGUACUGGGCCAUCACUGAUGCCCUGGAGUACAGUGAAUGCUGGACGGCAGGCCAUGCGGCCGCCAUGAUUGCCAUCAUCUGGGCCACCUCCAUCUGCAUCUCCGUCCCACCACUCUUUGGGCGGCAGGCCAGAGCUCAUGAGGAGAUGUCGGACUGCCUGGUGAACACUUCUCAGAUCUCCUACACCAUCUAUUCCACCUGUGGGGCCUUCUACAUCCCCUCUGUGUUGCUUAUCAUCCUCUAUGGCCGGAUCUACACAGCCGCCCGGAACCGCAUCCUGAAUCCGCCAUCCCUCUACGGGAAGCGCUUUACCACAGCCCGUCUCAUCACAGGCCCUGCGGGGUCCUCGCUCUGCUUGCUCAAUCCCAGCCUUCACGAGGGGCGCUCUCAUUCCGCCGGUUCCCCUCUCUUUUGUAACCACGUGAAGAUCAAGCUUGCGGAUAGUGUCCUGGAGGGCAAGAGGAUUUCUGCUGCCCGAGAGAGGAAAGUCGCUAAAACCCUGGGGAUCAUUCUGGGGGCCUUUACCAUCUGCUGGCUGCCCUUCUUUGUUGCAUCUCUGGUCCUCCCCAUCUGCCGGGACUCCUGCUGGAUCCACCCAGCCCCUUUUGACUUUUUCACCUGGCUAGACUAUCUAAACUCCCUCAUCAAUCCAAUAAUCUAUACUGUGUUUAACGAAGAGUUUCGGCAAGCGUUUCAGAAAGUCGUCCAUUUCAGGAAAGCCUCUUAGUCUUGUCUGGUGGUGACUCUUGUUAUCUUCUAUGUCCUGUAACCCAACUGGAAUUGUCUUUUUUAUUUUUCCUGAGAGUUGGGUUAGUCCUGAUAUCUUGGGUUUUGGUUCAAUCAAUAGAAUUGUUCAGCGUUCUUUUUUGCUGUUGUUUUCUUGACCUCUGAGCCACCAAAAGCUGAGCAGCUGUGUAAAAUGGGACAAGACUUCACUUAGUAUAAUAUUUUCACAGUUCAUCCAUGUUGGAAAGAAUGUGACUACAGGUUUCCCCAUUGAUGCAAUUCAGGCAGAAAGCUGCCUGACUCUGUAGGAAGACCCCAGGCUCAAAAGGGGAGGCUUUCUGGUCUACAUAAGUUUUGUAUGGAGCGUAAAAGAGGGUAGAUGAGAUUAAUGACCUGAGUUGAAAGAGAAUUUGGAGUCAGGUGGAUGGGUUUCCAUUCCAUGUGGCACCUUAAUUGGAAAUUAACACCCAAGUAUCAAUAUUUCUUCCACUGACUCCUUCUUAGGUUGAAUCUUCCUUAGUUGUUCAUGGGGAGAGAUUCAGCAUUGGAGGUGCCACUGAUACAGAGUGACAGAGAGAGAUUCAGAAGCCAGGGGCAGGGGAGUGGGAUGGUUGGAACCAGAUAGCUACCCUGUGCCUAUCCUCCUUCCCCAGUUUCUCUGCACCAUCUUAAUGUUCUGAAGUUAAAACCCACAGUUACCCCCAUUGAAGUAGAUUAACAGGAUUUGCACCUACCAAGCUUGGAAUACCAUUCUGAAUU
This is a messenger RNA of Physeter macrocephalus (sperm whale), 3107 nucleotides long. It is a transcript of the gene HTR1D, whose product is annotated as 5-hydroxytryptamine receptor 1D. The record is from RefSeq and is a predicted model, not a curated record. NCBI's taxonomy places the organism in Eukaryota, Metazoa, Chordata, Mammalia, Artiodactyla, Physeteridae. Gene Ontology annotation, molecular function: dopamine neurotransmitter receptor activity, coupled via Gs; G protein-coupled serotonin receptor activity. Gene Ontology annotation, biological process: chemical synaptic transmission; regulation of locomotion; vasoconstriction. Gene Ontology annotation, cellular component: plasma membrane. The transcript has 2 exons. Bases 1216 to 2349 code for a protein of 377 amino acids.